CACUAGUUCCGUCUUCUCUUGUGCCGUGCUUGCAUAGACUGGGCUGAGCAGGAAUUCCAGAAAAAAAACGUUUGCCCAGGAAGAGCCACAAAACCAUAGAGGAAGAGAGGACCCACAAGGAGUUCUCACAAGGACUUUCGUGAGGAAGUUGUUAGUGUUUUGUGACGUUAGACACCGGGGGUGGGGAUCCGCCAGCCGUCAUGGGAGCUGGGAGAGGUGUUGUUGUGCUUUUAGGGAGCAGGAAAGCGCAAUUGAAAGAAGAGGACUGACACACUCUUUGAAAGUGAACUGGGUUGUUUGAGUGGAAGCGCUACAACCAGAUAUACCACAUACCUCCUGAUGGAUUUUAGAGGGAAAGCCUACCCUGAAAUCUCAGACACUGCUGAAGAAUAGACGUCACACACGCAAAUACUCCUCUCACACACACAUCAGUGGGAGAGGAGAAGGGCAAGAAGGAACAUGGAGGCACUGAGAGAGUCUUUUCUGCAUUUAACUUUUCAGAUGUCAUCGUAUAAGAGAGCCACACUGGAUGAGGAGGACCUGGUGGAUUCCACGGGUGACGACAUCUACCCAACAUCGCCCAUGCAGGUGACUCUAUUGCACGGCCGUGCUCCCACAUGUUGGCCAGACAGGACACAGAGAGAGAGGAGGCUGCUGUUGUUGCUGUGCGUUGUGUCCGCGGGCCUGUUUGUAUCUCUCAUCACGACUGGGGUCUUCUACAAACAGACUCACCCGGGCUUGUGCCUAACCGAGCCGUGCAUCACUGUAGCCAGUGCGGUGCUGGGAGCCCUGGACAGAUCCGUAGACCCCUGCCAUGACUUCUACAACUUUUCCUGUGGGGGCUGGGUGAAGAACAACCCCCUCCCUGAGGGCAAGUCCCGCUGGGGACCUUUCAGCAACCUCUGGAAGCACAACAUGCUCGUAAUGAAGCAUUUAUUAGAAAACACAACGAUGAAAGAUCUGAGUAAGGCUGAGCAAAAGGCCCAGCGAUAUUAUCAGGCCUGCAUGAAUGAGGCCAAGAUUGAGGAAUUAGGAGCUAAGCCACUACAAGAGCUAAUCAACCAGAUAGGAGGGUGGGCCCUGACCGAACCCUGGGACAAGGACAACUUCCAGGAGGUUUUGCGUAUGGUGUCAGCCAACUAUCGCACCUCGCCUUUCUUCACUGUGUUUGUCAGCACUGACUCCAAAAACUCCAACAGCAAUAUCAUCCAGGUGGAUCAGUCCAGCCUGGGGCUACCUUCACGGGAUUACUACCUCAACAAAACAGCAAAUGAAAAGUAUCUGACGGCGUACCUCAACUUCCUGACGGAGUUAGGGGUUCUCCUGGGCGGCUCAGAGGAGACGUCUCGGACGCUGAUGGAGGAGAUCGUGGACUUCGAAACCACCCUGGCCAACAUCACAGUCCCACAGGACGAUAGAAGAGACGAGGAGCUCAUUUACCACAAGAUGGAGGCCAAGGACCUGACAACUCUGGUUCCUGCAGUGGACUGGAUGCCGUACCUCACAGAAGUGUUUGCUCCCGUGGAGCUCAACGAGUCAGAGCCGGUGGUUGUUUAUGCCAAAGAAUACCUCCAGCAAGUGUCUGACCUCAUAAGUAAAACAAAUAAAAGCCUUCUCAACAACUACAUGAUAAUGAAGGUGGUGAGGAAGCUUGUGUCCAUUUUGGACCAAAGGUUCCAGGAUGCCGAGCAGCGCUUCCUUGAGGUCAUGUACGGAACUAAGAAGAGCUGCACGCCACGCUGGAAGCUGUGCGUCAGCGACACAGACAGCGCCCUGGGCUUCGCUCUGGGAGCCAUGUUUGUCAAAGCCACCUUUGCCGAGGACAACAAGGCCAUCGCUGAGGAUAUGGUGGCAGAGAUCAAAUGGGCGUUUGAGGACAGCCUGAAGGACGUGAGCUGGAUGGACUCAGAGACGAAAAAAGCAGCAAAAGAAAAGGCAGAUGCAAUAUACAACAUGGUUGGAUACCCAGAGUUCAUCAUGAACGCCACAAAGCUGGACAAAGUGUUCAAUGAUUUCGAGGUGGUGUCAGAUCUUAACUUUCAAAAUGUCAUGCAGUACUACAACUUCUCAGCCAGAGUGACCGCAGACCAGCUGAGGAAAACCCCCAACAGAAACCAGUGGAGCAUGACCCCUCCAACCGUGAAUGCAUAUUACAACCCAACCAAGAAUGAGAUGGUUCUGCCUGCAGGAAUCCUUCAGGCUCCCUUUUACAGCCAUUCCUGGCCUAAAGCUCUUAACUUCGGUGGAAUUGGAGUGGUCAUGGGCCAUGAACUGACUCAUGCUUUUGAUGACCAAGGGAGGGAAUACGACAAGGAUGGAAACCUGCGUCCCUGGUGGAAAAACUCCUCCGUGGAGGCCUUCAAGAAGCAGACGCAGUGCAUGGUGGAGCAGUACGGAAAUUACAGCAUCAACCACGAGCCUCUGAAUGGAAAACACACUCUGGGAGAGAACAUCGCUGACAACGGCGGACUCAAGGCCGCAUACAAGGCCUAUGUGAACUGGAUCAAAACCAACGGCGAGGAGGCCACGCUGCCCGCCCUGGGAAUGACCAACCAUCAGCUGUUUUUUGUUGGCUUUGCCCAGGUAUGGUGCUCUGUCAGGACACCCGAAAGCUCACACGAGGGCGUCAUCACAGAUCCUCACAGUCCAUCCAGAUUCCGAGUCAUCGGCACCAUCUCCAACUCACACGAAUUCUCAGAGCACUUUGGCUGCAAAGCGGAUGCUCCCAUGAACCCUAAACAUAAGUGUGAGCUUUGGUGAGGCCUCCGUGCUGUUUGUCAGCAAAAAGGGAAAUGGACAUUUGGGAGAAUAUAUUGACAGAGUCUCUCCGGACGGGGAACGCUUGAACCACUGAAACACCUACCGCCUUGCCACUUAAUGCUUGUCAGGACUAAAUGUACCUGUUCUGUAUGGAGGAUCUCCAUCUUCCAUGCUUCUCCACAAGGACUGUUGGUUUACCAAACAGUUUUCCCCACCUUCUGAACUCAAAUGUAGCUCUGAAUGGGCUUUUUGGACACUUGACACUGGACACCCACAAAUGGUUACAGAAAUGGGGGGAA
This is a messenger RNA of Etheostoma spectabile (orangethroat darter), 3059 nucleotides long. It is a transcript of the gene ece1, whose product is annotated as endothelin converting enzyme 1. The coding region runs from base 460 to 2760 and encodes 766 amino acids. The transcript has 18 exons. Gene Ontology annotation, molecular function: metalloendopeptidase activity. The record is from RefSeq and is a predicted model, not a curated record. Lineage: Eukaryota; Metazoa; Chordata; Actinopteri; Perciformes; Percidae. Gene Ontology annotation, cellular component: plasma membrane. Gene Ontology annotation, biological process: peptide hormone processing.